UGUUUGCAGGAAUUACCAGUACUGGUGAGGACAUCACUGUGAAGACUUCAUAGUGGUUGUGGCCUUCUGCCAGAAGUACUGGAUUGGAUAGGAUUUUCAGUUAAGUUUACCUUGAUCACCAGAACAAACUCCACAAGAGAUGGAGAAAUUGCCACAGGAAGACACUGAGCCAUGGUACUUUCAGCAAGUGUAUGCAAGAUACUGGAAGCACUAUGAUUUAGCCAUGCGCUGGAUGCAUAAACACCAGAAAGCCUACAGGAAAGCCAUGGAGUCCUUCUAUCACCUACCAUGGCAUCCUUCUGCAGCCUCUCCAAGUAGCCGUUACUCAGAUUGGGAUGGGAAUGACCUACCACAUACCCACAACUGUUUUUCCAGCUACAGCCCUUGUGGCAGAGCUAAUUACCAUGGUGGACCUCAGCAGUACAGGGGUGCCCACCCUGGGAGGGAAAAUGCUGACAGGGACUCUGAAAUGGAAGAGGGCUCUGACUCCGAAGAGGAGAUAGAAUAUGACUUGAGUAACAUGGAGAUCACAGAAGAACUUCGCCAGUUUUUUGCACAGACGGAGAGGCACCGGGAAGAACUGCGGAAACAGCAGCAGCUGGAAGCUGAGCACCAAGAAGUAUAUGUGGAGGCUGAUCAUGACCUUCACACAAAGACGGGGCGUUCUGAGCAGCCACCUGCAGAAAGACCUGGGGAGAGGCGAAUGGCAGAAAUGAAGAAACUCUAUGGUGCUGGAGCUGCCAAAAUCCAAGCAAUGGAGACUGCCAUGCAGCUUACCUUUGACAAGAACUGUGACAAAAAGCAGCCCAAAUACUGGCCCGUUAUUCCCCUCAAGCUGUGAGUACCUGGACUAUGCUCUGACCUGGCACAGAGUUGUAGUGAUGUGUGCCUCAGUCAGGUUUGCUUAUGAUUAGGGGGGGAAGUGGGGGUUGUUGUUUCUGAGGGGAGGAUUAGGAGAAGGGGGAAGGAGCAAUGGUUCUUUGCCCUGUGAUCUCUUUAUACUAUCUGUCAGUGAUGGUCACAGUCCAUUCUACAUGCAUAUGCUUGUCAAGUUAUAAAAGGAGGGAUAGUAAUAUUUUACCCAUCUAAAGUCAUAGUUUCUCUCAUUUGAUGCCAGCCUGCCUUGACCGUGCUUGCAAGAAAUGUAGCACUAUUCAUGUACGCUCUGUAAAAUUUACAUUGGGAAAAGUUAAAGCAGUGCCAAAAAGACGAAAUGAAUUGUCUGCUCUUCCCAUCUAGGAAAAUGAGUAGUCCCAAUUUUUUAUUAUUAUUUAAUGUAGUAGCAUUUGGAUCCCAUUUAACACAGCACAGCUUGAAGUGUUGUGUCUGCUAAUCUUUGAUUUUUUGGGAACUGGGAGCCUAUUGGCCUAGGUACAACAUAUCAAAUUACUAUAGCCCAGCCAUUUAUAUUCUUUUUGAAAGGUUUAUAGUAAGUCAGGAAGUUUUUCUUCCAGACUGAUACUUAGCUGGCAAAAAUUCAGCCGUAAAGCCAAAUUAUAUAUAAAGAUGCUUUAAUGAAAGGGAACAAAAAAAAAAUGCCUGACAUGGCACCCAGUGUUAGAAAUCUGUUUAGCAGAAGAGACUCUUGAGAAGAAAAAGCACUGUUGGGGCCAAAGCCAAGAGUGAUCUUUGCCAUUUUAAUAAAAAGCAUCUGAUUGGUUUGAUGCUUUAAGGAAAAAGAAGAACUAGUCUGAUAGCCUAACAGUACAUCUGUAUGUUGUAUGUGCAGGUUGAAAGCUAUGUAGCUGUGAGAGCUACAUUUAUUUCAGGUGCAGCUUCCCAACGACAACCCGUGUGUUGUAUGCACACAACUUAAAGGCAAAUUAGAUGUGCCUCUGUGUGUGCUCAUCCAUCUGCACAGGCUGUUUGCUUCCAGUUCUGUCACCCUUUACUUUUGGUCAUCUGUGCUUGCCCGACUAGUAGCUGGUGUGGUGGAGGGAGGCACAACUGGUCUCUUUAAGAGAAGCAGAAUUAGCCCCUUAGUAUUAGUGACUCCUUGGAAGAUGGUACACUGACCACUCCUUCCAAAAGCUUUCUGCAAAGCACUGCUGCUAUGUAUCUUCAUGUGCUGAAGAGCUGUAGUUUAUAUUAAGCAGCAGUUCCCCACUAGGGCAAAGGAAAAAUAUACUUUUUUUAAUUCUCAUAAACAUUAAUGUGUCCUUCUGGGAACAGAGGAUGUUCCAACUGAAAUUCUUACUGUAAUUCAUGCCCAUUGGGUCUUCUGUGUCUCUGUAGCAUGUGCAGUUUGUAACACGCAGCUGUAGUUGCUCUGCCCUCUGCAGCAACCAAAGCAAAUCUGAAGUGCAGUUUGGAAUCUCCUUGUUCUUAUCAGUGUUAUUAUGUUUUUAGAAGCACUGUUUUUAUUUCCGUUCCACCUCCUUCGUUUUAGCGUGAUGUGAUAGAGUUAAAUUGAACACUGAAAUUAAAAGCCCCCAGCCUCCAAGACUUGUUACUGGUGUGACUGAUCUGAAAAACUCCUGUGUGGCAGAAAAGGGAAAAGGGUUGUGGGUAAUAGUCCUGUGUUUGUCUUCACUCUUGUUUAUGAAGGAGUUGGUCAGCAACUUGGUGUUUUGCUUUAUUUUCUCUUUGUUUACCAAAUAAAUUCUCUUCAUAACA
Molecule: messenger RNA, 2616 nt
Organism: Struthio camelus australis
Lineage: Eukaryota; Metazoa; Chordata; Aves; Struthioniformes; Struthionidae
Source: RefSeq, a predicted model, not a curated record